Chiloscyllium plagiosum (whitespotted bambooshark) is the source of this 2520-nucleotide messenger RNA. Lineage: Eukaryota; Metazoa; Chordata; Chondrichthyes; Orectolobiformes; Hemiscylliidae. The record is from RefSeq and is a predicted model, not a curated record.
UGACUUUGAAGGGUCAGACACCGGUGCCCAGAGAUGGGGGCGCCUUGCUCGACCUUCAAGCAGUACCUGCAGUCGCAAUCACAGAGGGAGAGACAGAUAAGAGCUAAUUAUAGCUUUAAUUGUACAUUGGCUGCAAGUCUGUAAUAGAUGAUGGUGGCGCUGUGCAGCUGGGACUGAAAUGAACGUACAAAAUCUCCCUGUCAAAUGCACUGUGCUUUUUGAUCCUCUUAACUGCACUUUGCCAUAAAACACAGAGAAACGGUAACCCAAAAGGGUUUCAAUGUGCUAUAUAUCCUCGGCUCUGACUGACAGCUGGCCCAUGUGCUGACGCUGGGGAUUUUGGAGAGCUUCCCAGAACCCAGAAGUGGAAUGUGAUUGUGCUCUGGGACCCGGGCCAGGAGCCCUUUGUGUGUUUCAGUGCAGAAACCUUCAUCCCUACAGAGAACCGGUCCCCAGGACAACUACUGGGCUUUCAUCACUGUUAAUGCUGCAAUUAUUUUGGGGCUUGCUGGUUGAGAGUGAGAGAAAGAGGAGGGAAAGACAAGAGGAAGUUACAGUUCUCUUUGGAAGGAGCGACACACUGCUUUCCCUUUGUUAUAACCUUGUCAGGAGCUGGGAUCAGAGAGAGUACAAAUCCUGGAGUACCAUAUAACGGAGUCGAAGGAGAGCAGUUUUGUCAAUUAUAGCAGCAGCGUGACACACAAUCAUUUCAAUUUCUCAAAGAAAAAAAUGACUGCUUCCUCCGCCACGAGGGUCUUCAUGUUAUCUCUGGUGUCAAUUCCAGUGAGCUAUCUCUUUAAUUUCUUAUCCGCGAACUGCAGUUUAGGUGACUUUUAUUUGUACUUUGGCAGCCCCUGGACCAUCCUCGUUGUUGGAUUCUUGAUCUUGAUCUCGGUUGCAACAAUUGCGUUUUUUCUGGCGAGAAAGAAACCACCGAAGGAUCCUUUAUUCUACCUUUAUGCAGUCUUUGCGUUUACCAGUGUGGUGGACCUUAUAGUUGGACUUGAACAAGAUGGACUUAUUGAUGGAUUCAUGACUCUUUACUUGAAGGAGGGUGAACCUUACCUGAGCACAGGCCAUGGACAUAUGAUUUGCUACUGGGAUGGUUCAGCACAUUACUUAAUGUAUCUCCUGAUGGUAGCAGCUAUUGCAUGGGAGCAGAGUUACAGAACCAUUGGUUUAUACUGGGUUGGAUCAAUUCUAAUGAGUACCUUUGUAUUCUUAUCGGGAAACCUUGUUGGGAAAUAUGGCAGCAAACUUGGUCCAGUCAGCCUCCUGAUUAUACCGUACCUUGUCCUUCCCAUGUGGGCUGUUCUCCAGAUUUAUCACCAGCCUCUUGAGAAUGAAUCUGCACCUAAGGCUGUUGAAAUUGUUCAAAAGAAGAACCUGCUACAGAGACCUCUUGAUCUGUUGUUGACCAUAUCCCUCUUUUUUGCGAUUGGAUUCAGCCUCUUCAGAGGAUUGGUGGCUUUGGAUUGUCCGAUCAAGGUGUGUCGACAAUACCUGCAGCUCCAGGAGCCGUACCUGCGAGACCCUGCAGCCUACCCAAAGAUACAGAUGUUGGUAUACAUGUUUUACUCUGUCCCAUUCUGCAUCAUAACCCUUUAUGGUCUCUUUAUUCCUGGAUGUUCCUGGCUUCCUGACUUGGCAUUGCUUCAUGCAGGUGGUCUUGCACAGGCACAAUUUUCACAUAUCGGAGCAUCCCUUCAUUCCAGAACUCCAUAUAUGUACAGAGUGCCAGAAGAGGCUCAGCUGAUUUUUCUAAUAACAAAUGGACUCUAUGGCAUCGUGCCACAAUUACUUGCCUACAGAUGUGUGAAUAAACCCGAGUUUUUCUUGAAGAGAAAAGAGGACGCAAAGACAAAGUAAAAAGCAAACUCAGUCAUCUAAAUGUUUUAUUUUUCUGUCCAAAGUUGCAUUUUUUGUUAUGCAGAUUUAAUAUUAGAGUAAAUUUCUUAUUAAACAAAUUGUAUUGGUGCUUUGCAAAUGAUUUUUUUUUUCUAUUUUGGUAUUGGUACUGUAUUAUUCCUCCAAGGUUGUUCUUGUGUGAAGUUAGGGAACUGUGUGCAUAAGAAACAAAAAGUGAAAUAAUUACCAAGAACAAAUGCAUUCAUUUUGCUUUGGGAUGAGAGAUUUCUGGUCUGAGGUAGAUGCCAAAUCCAGUCAAUAUCCGUGCUUACAGUGUGUGUGGUGCAAUUUAUUGAAGUAUCAGUUUUGUAUAAUGACAACCAGACAGGAGCUGAGGAGACUUUUUUUCAGUAAAUUCACAGGAAUUCAAUACAGGCAUUUAUUGCAUUUCUAAAAUUGCCCUUGUGAAGGUGGCAAGCUGCCUACAUGAAUACAGCUGUUUCUCUUCAUAAACCAUUUUCAUGGGGUGGUUAAGAAUAAACCAUGUUGUUAUCAAUCUGGAGUCACAUGUAGCCCAGACUGGGGAAAGAUGACCGAUUUCAUUCCCUGAAGGAUGUUAGUGAACCAGAGAUACUUUUAUAACAAUCUAGUCAUUUCAUGGUCACCGUUACG